AGCUGCACGGCGCUCGUCGGCGGCGCGGUGACGCGGGGAGCCAUGAAGAAGAUCCCUGCUGUGGGCCUGGGCACUUGGAAGGCCUUGCCAGGAGAAGUGACCAAUGCUGUGAAGAUAGCCAUUGACAUGGGGUACCGGCACUUCGACUGUGCUUAUCUGUACCACAAUGAGAACGAGAUUGGAGAAGCAAUCUCCUCCAAGAUCCAGCAGGGCGUCGUGAAACGAGAAGAACUGUUCGUGACCAGUAAGCUCUGGUGCACCCACCACAGCAAGUCCUCAGUAGAGUCGGCAUGUACCAAGAGUCUGGAGGCUUUGAAGUUGGAUUACCUGGAUCUCUACCUCAUACACUGGCCCAUGGGUUUCCAGUCUGGAGACAAAGACUUACCUUUGGAUGACAAUGGCAUGGUUAUACCCAGUGACACGAACUUCCUGGAUACCUGGGAGGCCAUGGAGGACCUGGUGGUCACAGGCCUGGUCAAAGCCAUCGGCGUGUCCAACUUCAACAGUGAACAACUUGACAUGCUUUUGAAUAAGCCUAAUUUGAGGUUCAAGCCAUUGACCAACCAGAUUGAAUGCCACCCGUAUCUUACUCAGGAGAAACUGAUUCAUUUCUGCCAAGACAGAGAUGUAUGUGUCACUGCAUACCGCCCUCUGGGUGGCUCAAGUGAGGGGGUGGAGUUGAUGGAGGACCCCGUGAUCCAGAGGAUCGCCAAGGAGCAUAAGAAGUCUCCUUCACAAAUUUUGAUCCGAUUUCAGAUACAGCGGAAAGUGAUCGCGAUUCCCAAAUCUGUCACCCCACGUCAUAUUAAAGAGAAUAUAAAGGUAUUUGAUUUUGAAUUAACAGAGCAAGAUAUGAAUGACCUCUUGGCUCUAAACAAGAAUCUCCGCCUGGCCACCUUGCCUAUAAGUAAAAAUCACAAAGAUUAUCCCUUCCACAUUGAGUACUGAAGAUGGCUUCCACCCUCAUUUCUGCUCAGCACAGACAAAUUGCAAAGCUUGAGUCAUUGGCCAGGUAGAGCCUAGUUCUCUGACAAACCAGAGGGACUGACUGUGUUCUCAGUGUUAGAAAGACAUAAGUGGUCAUGAGGAAACGUGGCCACAAACUCCAGGGAUCCACGAAGGAGUAAAGUCUGUAAAACCCAACAGGGUACUGGGAUUUCUAUGAGUCCAUCUAUGUGGCCACUACAUUGAAGAAGAAUAUCGGUGAUUGACAAAUUAAAUUUGCCUUUGCAUUUUAAGGAAAUAACUGAGUUAUGGAAUUAUACAAGAGUUGAAAAGAAUAAUCAUGAUCCCUCGCUUCAAUAGGCUAUCCAUCUAGAACCAUUAUGUUUUACCUUCCUUCCCCCCUCCCCCACCCCAUCCCCCACACACACUGCCAGUGACUCAUAGAUGAUCUUAAAGCAAAAUCUGCCUGCACACCUCAAAAGGAAAGCUGUGACUGUUCACGUCAAGGACUCUGUUUACGGCAUAGGAACUAAAACAAGAAGUGGUCUAGAAUUCAGGUUUCGACUGUUCCAGCCAGGCCCCCAAAUGAUCAGGGGGGCGCUUGAAUAGCGUUUCAAGGUCAAAAGUGAAUUGGAACGAGUAGGCAAAUUUGAAAGCAUGGCAUUCCUGCAUAAUGAGAAUCAAUCAUUUGCAUUUCAUGGAUUUCCUCAACCUACACAAAAACUGUCCGUUAACUCAGCCACCAGGUGGCGCAUGGGACCACCUAUUGCAAAAGGCACAAUCACUGCACCUGUGAAAUCAUUGUAAAAAGCCAACAGGUAACAAAAUUAGGAAAACUUAAAGAGUUUCCUAGAGCUUAUACAGUCACACUUCUUAUCAGUAGUUGCUAAUUCCCUUUGCAAAUGGUAAUUAAGUGCUCUGUUUAUUUUCGUUGAAUUCUGAAAUUGGAGUUCACAAAGCUCUUCUUUCCCUUGGUCUCUUCAGGUAAUGUGAUUUCUAUGUAUGUUCUUCUCCCCUGCUCUGGGAUCUGCUGGAGCACAUUCCGCAAAGGAAAGACAGACAGCUAGAACCCUUUUAAGCAUCUUCCUAUGUCAAUUGGCUUGUUUUUCUGAUGGCUUUUAAGACUGGCAGUUACUCAUCUUAAUACAUACUUAUCCCCUACUGGGCACUUUAUUACUUUACAAGUAUAAAAGUACCAAGAUUAAAUAGCAAUUAAAGGCAUAAAACCAUGGAAGAAGACAACUUAAGAAGGUAUGAGUUGAUGAUACUCAAUGCAUGUAGUUGUAUGUGGACACACAUUAAGGUAUUUUCCCUGUGUGGGACAUAUUGAUACAAGAUACAGCCAUCGUCAGGAUCUGCCUGCCUUACUUGUGAUAACAACCUGGCCAUUUCAAGUGCCCCCACUUCGUAAUUCAGUCUGUUGCAUGCAUGAUGCCUGCUCUGGAAAAUGUUAUCUGAGGAGAGCAAGGUCAUGUAGGCAUGGACUCCUUUGUGAAGUUAAACUGUAUUUCUCCCGAUACCAUUAUCAAAACUAAAGGCAUGAAUUUAUCUCUCUUAUAGAGAAUGUAUCUCUUAUAAGACCUGGCACAGGGACUUGCUCAUGAUAAACUGUGUACUUCGAACUCUCCAAACCAUUAAGGGGGAUCCCAUAUCAGUUUCCUGUGGCUGUUGCAACAUUACCACCAGUUUAGUUGCUAAAUAAAUCCUUCACUUGUUUUCUUUUCAAGUUGCAGGGCUCAAAGUCUGAACUCUGUUGUUUAUAGGGUUGUGUCCUUCUGGAGGACUUAGAGUGAUUUUAUUGUCAUACUUUUUCUUGUUUGUGGGUGUGACCAACAUUCUUUUGACUGAGGAAAACAGUGUUGACUUCUUGCUCAGUCAAAGCCUAAACCUUGCCAGUUCUUAGCUUGGUACUAAGAUAAAAGUGUAGGGUCAAAUCUGUAAAACUAUGAAACAGACUCCUUAAUACAAUGUCUGAUAUGUAAGGUCGCUUAGAUUUUUCCUUUGUUACAACUAAGCAAUUUAGGGUAACUCUGAAAACUGGACAGUUGCAAGUUUUCCCUGUCUUGAACAUUACCAAACAUUAAUAAACCUGUAAGUCUAUUUCCCCAAACAGCAAAAGACCAAUGUGUUGUUAUACAAAUAGACACUAGCCCCCAAUUUCCUUGAACAGAGGCAAAUUCCUUAAACUAUCCGGGAACUGAGUACCUCCACCUCUUCCUUACAACAACCGUAGGUAGGAUAUGUCAAAUUAUCUAUUUAAUGCAAGGAAGUUGAUACCAACUCUUUCUGUCCCUGUCUCUUUCUCUGUGUGUGUGCGCGCACCUCUCCUUGGUUUCUGUAUGCUAGUCAUAUCCUUCAAACUUAAUGAAGUGAUAUGUAUAAUUCUAGCAAUUGUCAAUUGCUUAGUUUUUCAUUUGUUGUAAGUUUCAUUUGUUGUAAUUGCUUGAUAUAAUAUUUUAUGGUGAUUGCUAUAAAAUCAUGUGCAAAUAAUGAUUCAUAUAGCCGUAUGUGACCACCCCUUUUUUUAAAUUCAUUUUGAGACUUUUUUCCCAUGUUCUUGAUGUAAUAAAUUUCAUUGACAUCUGGA
This is a messenger RNA of Dipodomys spectabilis (banner-tailed kangaroo rat), 3532 nucleotides long. RefSeq names its product aldo-keto reductase family 1 member E2 (gene Akr1e2). The record is from RefSeq and is a predicted model, not a curated record. NCBI's taxonomy places the organism in Eukaryota, Metazoa, Chordata, Mammalia, Rodentia, Heteromyidae. Gene Ontology annotation, molecular function: aldose reductase (NADPH) activity. Gene Ontology annotation, cellular component: cytosol. The transcript is spliced from 10 exons. The coding region runs from base 43 to 948 and encodes 301 amino acids.